Lampris incognitus (smalleye Pacific opah) is the source of this 1184-nucleotide messenger RNA. RefSeq names its product selenoprotein F (gene selenof). The transcript is spliced from 5 exons. The record is from RefSeq and is a predicted model, not a curated record. Gene Ontology annotation, cellular component: endoplasmic reticulum lumen. Lineage: Eukaryota; Metazoa; Chordata; Actinopteri; Lampriformes; Lampridae. Gene Ontology annotation, molecular function: oxidoreductase activity.
UGUUAAAAUCAAUGCCAGGCAGGAAACGGCAUCACUUCUGGAAUACAAGUGGGUCCUCGGCGUCGUUCCUUAACGAAGCGGUUAGCAAAAUGUCGGGAGAGGUGUAUCUCCUCUGGCUUCUUUCUCUUAUACAAACGCUGUCUGCCUAUGGUGCAGAGCUGUCAUCAGAGGCAUGCAGGGAGAUGGGGUUCUCCAGCAACCUGCUGUGCAGCUCCUGUGACCUACUGGGGGAGUUCAGCCUUAGUAAGCUCCACCCUGUCUGCGGGCAGUGCUGCCAGCAGGAGGCCCAGAUGGAAGCACGCAAGCUCUAUCCUGGAGCCAUCCUGGAGGUCUGUGGAUGAAAAUUGGGGAGGUUCCCUCAAGUCCAAGCUUUUGUCAGGAGCGAAAAGCCGAAGAUGUUCAAAGGUCUUCAAAUCAAGUACGUGAGAGGCUCCGACCCUGUGCUAAAGCUUCUGGACGACAACGGGAACAUUGCUGAAGAGCUCAGCAUCCUCAAGUGGAACACAGAUAGUGUGGAGGAAUUCCUGAGCGAGAAGCUGGAUCGGAUAUAGAUGCUUGUGUCCAAUUUCCUUUAAAAAAAAAACUAUUAAUUUCUUUGGUUAAAUAUCUACCACUUUGUACUAAGAGAUCCGGCUUGAUGGUUGGUAAUUGGGUGACUGUGCUCCAAAGACUGUUUUUGUAUCAGAAAAUUGCAAACUUCAUGUUUAGAUGGCACCAAAUAAUGUCUUCAAGAAUGUAAAACCACACAAUCUAAGUUUUUUUUUAGCACCCACCUGUGUGAUGCAGGGCAGCCAUUCUGAAUUUUUUGGAAUCAGUGGGAACUGUAAAGCCUUCCUUUACAGUUAAUCUUAAUCUAUGGAUGUUUUCUAUCCCCCCUCUAGUUUGUGAAGAUAUCCUCGUGUAUGAUUUUUUUUUUUAGAAUGCUUAUCGUUGUCAACGAUAGGAUAAUUGUAAUGUGAGAGUUAGUGAAUCCUAGUUACCAUCCAAAUGCGGAGUCCUGUACUGAGGCACACUUUAGUGAAGACCUCACAGUAAACCAGGUUUGGGAUGUGAGGCCUGAUGUACGUUGUGACCCUCGGAGCAUUGCGCUUUGGAGUGAAACUGGAUUUGUUGUGUGUAUUUGAGCGAGUGAGAUGGGAGGGGAAAUAUGCAACAAUAAACAAUAUUUUUUUCUUGUGUUCGUA